This is a messenger RNA of Copidosoma floridanum, 9174 nucleotides long. It is a transcript of the gene htt, whose product is annotated as huntingtin. Lineage: Eukaryota; Metazoa; Arthropoda; Insecta; Hymenoptera; Encyrtidae. Gene Ontology annotation, cellular component: nucleus; cytoplasm. The record is from RefSeq and is a predicted model, not a curated record.
CUCUCUCUGUCUAUUAAAAAGUUGAUUUUAAAGUUUCGUUUUCACACUAUGUAAAUACUCAAUGUGCAGGUGUUCUUAGCAUUCAGAGAUAAACAAGUCUGUUUUCAGUAAAAGUUAUUGUUACAAGAGUAUCAUUAGUAAUGUAAUGAUGUCAGCAGAUAAUCAAAUAAAAAAAAACAUGGCAUCCACGGGUUUAAUUGCAAAAGCCGUGGAAAAUUUGCGAACCUUGCAGUUAAACGAAAUGCUUUAUCCUGAUCAUAAAGUCAAAAAAAAAGAAAAAAUAGCCAACUGUUUGGCCUUGGUCAAUGGGAUUUCAACGUCAACUGUCAAAGCUGCACCACAAGUGUUGAAUCUUUCCAUUGAAAUUUUGCUUUGUUUGAGCGAUGAUCCUGAUUCUGAUGUUAGAACAGUGACUGAUGAAUGUUUAAACAAAAUAAUAAGAGAGGUAGCCGAUAGUUAUGUUUUGAAAGUGCAAUUCGAGUUGUAUCGAGAAAUCAAGAGAAACGGAGCAGCUCGCUGUUUGAGGGCUGCUUUGUGGAGAUUUGGCUUGCUUAGCCACAUGAUCAGACCAGUUAAAGCAAAAGUCUUUGCUUCUCAGCUGACUCCUUGCAUUUUGGAAAUCGCCAAGCGCAAAGAGGACACAGUGAUUGAAGCUCUCUCACAGUCAUUGCCAUUAAUUUUAAAGACGCUAGGUCACUACAUUCCAGAUAAAGAUGUAAAGGUUUUAUUGAGGGCAUUUUUUCAAAAUAUCGUUUCCAAUGAAGCUGCUCAUAGAAGAGCUUCAGCCGGAAUAAUUGUAGCUUUUUGCCUUAACUCUCGCAAGCCACAAUACUUUUUGAAUCACGUGAUAGAGCAGUGUAUAGAUAUGUUAUCCCAAACUACUGAAAAAGAUGUGGAAGAACCGGAAUGGCAUUUGAACACAGUACUGGGCGUGUUUGGCUGCUUGCGACUACUGGUUCCACACAUGGAUUCCACCUCAAGCUUCAUUCAAAACUUUGAUGAAGACCACGUCCUCGACCACCACAUUUGUAUAUACGAACUCUGCCUUUAUUACGCAAAAUUUUACUCGAACCACAAUGUGAUAAACGCUGCUCUAGAAACUCUAUCCCAACUUUUGCAAAACCCACCCAAGAACGUCGUCGCGGCUCUACUAUCCAAAGAGGGCAUACCUCAGCGAGUCAAAAAAUUAAAAGAUCGAGGCAAGCAGUGGUCGAGCAAAGUGAGCCUGGCGACGACGUCACUGAUGUCAGAAGACAACCUGGAACCCUUGUCGUCGAAUCUCUUAGAAUCCGACUUGAUGGACAUGUCUGAAAUAGGUCCCAGAGUAGAAAAGUGGAUGACCGGCAUACCAGACGCAACUGCUGUGCGCUGCAGCAACAAAGCCGAGGUGUCGGCCGACUCUAGUCAAAUCAUCGAUACCAAAGAUCUGGACGACUACAGCGGACUGGUCAUAGGAUCUGUAGACGAGGACGCAGAGAUUAAGAGCAACGCGAGCAGCGACUUGGGAAAGUUUGAGAAUCCUUUGGAUCCGAGUCCAUUUCUGCGUCCAAAAGAAAUGUUGGAGGAUGAGAACGAAGCGUUGGACGACUCAACCGCGUCGGUUGCCUCCCAACACGCAAUUCCGGUCGACGAAUUCAUGCAGCAACGUGGUGACCUUAACAUCGGUAGUCUCUUGGACGUAGACGCGUCCUUGGGGUACUGCUGUCGACUUCUCGCGUCGUCGUUCCUACUUACCGGUAAUCCAGGAGAGUUGAUACCAGACAGAGUGUUUCGGGUGAGCGUCAAAGCACUCGCUCUCGUUUGUCUCGGCAAUGCGCUGAAGCUGCAUCCUCAGGUACUAUUUGAAAGCCUAACCAAAACCCAAGAAGGACAGAUGAUGUCGGAUGUGCUGUUGUUGGCCGAGCACUCGGAUCCGCAGAUCAGGGGUAACGUGAUGCUGCUCGUGGGAUCGUUUCUCCAGGCCGUUUUUGCCCGUGACGAGACACGAUUUUACAAGGAAGGACUGCCAAGUCUCGUCAAGUUGAUCAUAAAGGGUCUAGAGGAUGAAUCUACCACUACGUGCCGUCAAACGUUGACAGCUCUCAGUGCUUUUCUACCCAGUCUUUUGGAAUCCGACGACAGGCAGUGCGCUGUGCCCAUUUUAAAAGCACUGCCUUUGUUAGCGAGUAAGCCGUAUUUCCUUGUUAAAAUCAAACUUGCUGAAAUCGUCAGUGAACUGCCGUACACCGCGAUCGAGCUGGUGGUUGGCGAGUUGAGAUUCCAGGAGAGCGUUGUCAACGUGCUUUUGGGGCUAUUGAGCGAUACCGAUCAGAGGGUCAGAAAAUCGGCUGGCAGUGCGAUCGCCAAGAUAAUCCCACAUUUGUACUUCGAGAGCCCGAACGAAGAUGCAGUGACGCGCAAGGCCAGCCGGUACGCCGAUUGCUACCUCAACUCCCCGAUCUCGAGUGAGUUCCUCAACUGCACCAGUACCGGCGGUCCGAUCGAGCAUAAGCUCCUGAUCGACAGUCUGGUCUCUCCGUACGACGCUUUGUUCCAUCUCUGCCGAGAGUCCCAGGAAUGCAGGCGAUUUCCCGACGAGGCUCUGUCGCGAGUGCUUGGCUUGCUGGCCGAUCGGUUUCUCGUUUACUCGUCCCAGGCUUUGGCACACGGAUGCUGCGAGACCUUGAGCUUGUUGAGCGAGACCUACUUGACGAGCGUGUACUCGAAAGCUUGGGACUAUCCAACGUCUGUGGGAAGCAGGCAGGCUGUGAAGAAACCGGUGAAGAAAACUUGGAAGACUGACACAGAUUAUUUGGGCGAUGGGGCUUCUGGUUUUUCCAACAAGGUGCUGUCGCCGCUGUCUAGCAGUUUAUUUUCGCAGACGAUGGUUCUGCUGAGCUCGUCGCCCCUCAGUCUCGACCUGUCGGCUCAUCGACACCUGCUGUUGCUCGCUGGAAAUCUAGUGUCCGGUAUCGCGUGCAACAACUGCAAAUCGAAAGAUCAGCACUCCCAAACGAGUAGUGAACCAGAGACUGUCAAUGAUUUCAAGUACUGGACGUUUUUCAAAGACAAGCAAAACUCCAAGUACAUGGAGGAGCUGUUGAUUCACGUGACGAGGGUACUCAACAUUUUUCAGCACGUCGUUGAAGAUCUGCCUUCGCCGAUACAGAUGUCUUCCAAAACUUCUUUGCCUUCGCUACCGUCAGCUACGUCUUUGUCACCGAAGCGUAAUCUUUUACCGAAUCAGUCUUCCAAGUCUUCAAAGUCAUCGCCCGGUGGUGACAAAUCGUCCGAUCAUACUCACCGGCUGGGUUUUCGUUUCGGGGGCAAAGACCAGCUGGGCCACCUCAAAGGUCACUCGCACUAUUUAAGACUCUACGAGAUACUACGAGCUGCACACUCGAAUUAUUGCGUCACCUUGGAGCAAGAAGCUAGCGAACUCUAUCUUGGACUUCUCAAUGCUACCCUUCAGGUUCUGUCGCAAAUUCUCGAAGUCGCGAGCUUGAACGAAACUGGUAGGUUGGCAGAAGAAAUAUUACACUACCUGCAAUCCACGAUGCUCUUGUCUUCUACCAUGACCAUCCAGUGCGUGAGACAACUAUUGAAGAGUUUAUUCGGGACAAAUUUGAUAGCCAGAUGGGUGGAUGUUUACGAGGCUUACCGCAACAGAGAAAAGAGGGACGGCAACGUGCAGGACAGUGAUGUCAACCAAACGGAGGUGGAUGGCAAGAAAGACUUUUACGAGCAGUGCUUCCAGAAACCAGCCAAAAUUAUGACCGAAAUGAUCAAGAGUAUCGGGAUCAAUUGCCGAGGUGGUUACGAGCCCGACAACGCCACUCAUCGAUUAAUACCGUCCCUGCAUCGCAAAGAAGAUAAAAAAAUCUCGUCGAUCCUGAAGAUCCUUGGCCGCAAUGUGGACCAGAACUCCUUGCACUCGUUUAUUCGGCUUUUCGAGCCUCUAGUCAUCAAAUCCUUGAUCCAGUACACGGUCUCCAAUUCCGUGCCACUGCAGUGUCAAGUUCUCAUGCUCCUUAGCCAACUGAUCCACUUGCACAUAAACUACUGCCUGAUGGACUCGGACAAGAUUUUCAUUGGCUUCGUGAUGAAGCAGUUCGAAUUCAUAGAGGAAGGCCACAUUCGCCAGACCGAGAAAUUGUUGCCCAAAGCAUUUGACUUUUUGGUUCGUUUAUCCUACGAGAAAUACCACUCGAAAAUCAUUAUCGGAGUCCCCAAGAUCAUACAGCUUUGCGACGGUUUAAUGGCCAGCGGACAGCCACCGUUGACCCACUGCAUCCCGGCUCUCGUACCCGUGGUCGAGGAAUUGUUUUUGGCCAAAACUCCUCCUGUCAGUGUCACCGAGGAAAAAGAGCUCGAGACCACGCGCGAAGUUUUAAUAUCCAUGAUGCUCAGGUUGGCCGAGUAUCCACAGGUAGUGGAACUAUUGGCCAAGUGUUUACUGGAGUCGAGGGUAAGCAGUGACGGCGAGGAGAAAUGGAGGCGAUGGUCAAGGCAGACAAUGGACGUGAUUUUACCGUCGUUGAGAAAGUUUCGCAUCGAAACGAAAAAGGCUUUCUUCUCUUUGGUGAAAUUGUUUCUAACGGUCUCGCCGACGGUUUUCCGACCAGUGGAUCCACUUUUGAAAGUCUUGUUCUCCAUGCCACCGAAUAUCGGCAAACAUUUCUCGUUGGUACGGCGUACAAAUUCACAGUUAACCAAUAAAAAUAGACAAGAGUUCAAACGCUGGAUAGGCGUGAUAAACGUGACGAUCCUUUCUCUGGUUUCUUACGCCAAAGAAGAGGCAAUGCUGGCAAGGCUUUCGGAUUUGUGCCCGACGAUUUCAGAUCUGCCGGAAAUCCUGCUGAUGCCAGUUUCGUGUCGACGAGAACUCAGCGGAGACCCUUUGAACGUCUCAGGUACGCUAGAGCCAUUCAGCAUGCCACCGGAAAAGAUACUGUCGAGAUUCAUAUUCCGAGCUAUUGGUGCUUUGAGCUCGGUUGUCGUUGACAUUACACAGAGCGCUAAUUUGAAGGUUUUAAAAGACUCGGGUGACAGCGAGGAGAACGACUACGUGAUACAUCAGUUCGCGCUGCUCCUCCAACUGUGCAUCCACAUGUUCGAGACUGGCAGCCAUUGCAAAGUUGCCAAUGCCAGCAUGCACCUGAUACAGGGCCAAAACAUUCCAAAGGAGGAGAGAUUACCACUGAACGAGUUGAACGAAGCAAUGAUGCGAAUCGGCAUCAAUUGUCCCCUCCUAGCGUCCCAGUGGAUGUACCUGUUGACUCUCCUGGGCUACAACGAAAUGAGUUUUUGGUCGCGAGUGAUCGGCUCACGGUCGAAAGUCAUUUCCAUCAAUGGGGAAAUCGUGCGACGUGCCGCGACUAUCCUUUUCUGUGAUUACCUGUGCGAGAACGUCUCCAGCGAAUCGGAACGCCUGAGUUGGCUGUUGACUCAUCACAUCGAAGCAACCCUUGCCUUGGCUGACGAAGCACCGGUUCGCGAACUCUUAGCCGUUGCGGUACACCGCGAGCCCAAGAUCAGUGAAUUGUUCCUGCGGUGCAUCGCGGAAAGCGUAUGCGUCGACCGGCGGCCGGUUUUUGUUAAACGGCUCCUGCAGUGCCUCGAAGGUGCUCAUCAAUCGCAGUCUGGACUGUUGCUCUCGGUGCUAGUGCCGAGUCUUUUGAGGUCCAAGUAUCUCGUGCUGUCGAGGAUGGCAGCGAAAAUUGCGAGCAGACGGGUCGAGGUGCUGCUCAUGCUUGGCAAAGACGAUGCGCUAGUGCAGCUGUCAAAGGAAGAUUUCGAGAACAUCAUGAGGGCAUUCGACACAGAUGGAUUGGCCAAAAAGCACGAAGCGCUGGUCGGAUUGCUCAACAAACUCGCGACAACGCACUACGAGUCGAAACCGUUGGCACUUGACAGUUCGAAACCUUUCGAUCAGUCAGAAAUAAAAAACAUCAAACUAGAUCGCACUUGGUACUUGUCGCAGGUAAAAUCACGAUGCUGCCAACCGUGUUUGAGUUACGGCUGUUUCGAAUCGGCUUGGUUGUUGAGCCACUUGAAUUUGGACGAGUGCCUGAAUGUUUUAGCGUCCAAGGAUUUCAACGUCAAACUUUUGAACGAGUGCGUCAUCGUGGGUGCUCGGCUCACGGCUCAAACUAUCCAGCAAUUGGAACUCGACGGAACAUCGAAGCCAAAAGACGACGUCGAAAGCAUUUUGUACACUGCCGCUAAACGAAGUCUCAUGCAGCGGGUGCGAAACAUCGUACAAGAGCUACCCCAGGAGCACCGACUCUUUGCUCCAGAUGAAGACCGAAACCAACCACCCAAUGAUCCUCUUGUUCUUACUAGCACGAGCUCUGUCCUCGUCGAUCCGUCCUACCGCGAGUCCCUUUUCUCGCUCCUGCCAGCCGUGGAAAGCUACGCAAACUCGCAGAGCGCGCUGUCGCGAAACACGAGCCCCGAGCACGAGGGGGAUCUCUGCCGCUUCGCGAUCCUGUGCCUCGAGAUCUCGCACCUCCUCGCCACCGGAGCUAAGCCGUCAGCGCGAGAGCUCGAGCUCUUGCUCAAGUGCGCGCGGGCGCUUCUACGCGACCCUUCCAUCGCUCGAGCGCUGUCAACAGCGGAGCAUCACAGCUGGGUGUGCUCAGCCGUGGCUGCCCUGACGGGGGUCACGAGGCGUCUCGUCGAGGACAACAGCCUGCCCGACAUCGACGAGGACUGCAGUGGGCUGAGGGUGGCGAUGGAGGACGGGGAUACCAGGGAGUACGCCGUAGCGUGUUUGAGGAUGGCUGCGCUUGUCGGCUGGAUGGAGCGGAGGAGGCGGAGAUGGAGGAUCAAGAGAUCGGCCGUGGGCUGCGAGUGGGACGACGUUCCGAGUUUCUUCGUGGAACCACUGGAGGACCUGAUCGUCAGUGUCGCUAGGCAACCACUGGUCAACUCGUUCGUGCUCACGCCCCCGCUGCUCUGGAAGCACGGUUGCGCAACCGUAGGGACUGGCUCGACCAAGUGCCAGUUUGCCCUGUUCUCGUCCGAGCCGAACUACAUUCCCGAACUCGAAGUCCUCGAGGAGUUCAUCUUCCGGAUCUCCCUGCUCGGCUGGAACUCGCGUCAACAGUUCGAAGAGAUCUGGAUGGUGUUGCUCAGCGUCCUGAACGUGUCGCAGAUGCGUAGCGACGAAGUCGAGGGCGACGCGUCGAGCAAUCUCAAUCACACGGCCAGCCUGGCGGUUCGUGCGAUUGCUAAUUUGCUCGCGCAGACCCUCGUGUUACCUUGCCCGGGUAACCCAAACAACGGCACGGUCAUCCGACAUCCGAGAGAUCCGCAAUUGUCGCUGCAAAAGAGAAGCACUCAGAGGCUGCUCGUCGUCCAGGAUCUACUGCUUUGGAAGUACCAGUACAGCGACAUUGCCAAGGAUACAAACGCCCCCAAACUGGAGCAUCUGUUCCACCGCGGUAAUUUGGAGCCCCGAGUAUCGAACCCUCACUGUAGCAGCUUCCACGCUCACGGCCAACUGUCGGUGUCCUACCUGUGGUCGCAGUGUGCACUACACGAGGACAAAUUGAGCUCGUCGACACUCGCUCUGAAAGCCCGACGCGACGAAGCCUUGGCAGCGGCUUCGCUCGACGUCAACUCCUGUCUGCGCUUCCUCUUGGAACUGUACGGCUGCUGGAUCAAUCCGGGAGCGCGUCCCAUACCGCUCAGGCUACUCCACGAGGUUGUCAGAUCGUUACUUUUGAUUUCGGAGCUGUUUGUUGAGCGCUCGCAGUUCCAGUGGAUGCUCGAAGCCUGUCUCGAGCUCUGGAAGGUCCAUGUCCCGGAAGACGAGAUGCUGAGGCGACACCUCGUCGUGGCUGUCUGCAAAGCCUCGGCUGUGCUCACGCCUUUGGACGCAGAAACCCUAGAUAAAGUUAAACGCCUGAUCGAUGGAGGUUUGAAGGCCACCUCGUUGACCAUGAGGAUAGCAACUUUACACGGAGUCUUGUACCUACUCCAGAGCGCCGUUUUGGCCGAUUGCGAAGAAACAAUGAGCGCGGUGCACCCACUGGCCAUAGAAUACAUCCAGCGUCAUUUGGACGUGUCGAAUUCCAAUAGCAGGGUAACGAGCCAAAGCGAGGAGCAUCAGUGCACGCUGUGGGCGCUUGUGUUUUUCUUACUGGAGCACGCGGAGAGUACGCCCCCGGACGCCGAGGCUCCCGCAGUAUUGGAACUCAUCUUAACCCUAGUCACUUCGCAAAACAUUUCCACGUCCUUGCACCGGAUGCUGCUUCAGGGUUUGGAAAGGCUGGUGGCAACGCGCAGCGUGAUCGGCAAGGUGCUCGAGCAGAUCGUCAAGGUUUCGAUCGAGCGACUGCGCCAGCCGAACCCUGCCUUCUCCCUUCCAGCGCUCCAGCUCUUUCUCACCUGCAUGUACACCGACACGGCCGAUCGUUUUAACAAUCCGUCGUCAUCGGUGGUCGAAUCGAGUCCCGAGGACCCGACUUCCAUCGAGCCCGAGAUCGAACGCUCGAUCGAGAGGUCGUCCGCCUUCUUCGACAAGAUUAAAAAAGGCUAUCCGGCCGAGGUGAGGAUUCUGAGUGCCGUCCUAGCCGAGAUCGUGGUGGACUUUUUUCCACCGCUCGAGAUACUCACCAAAGUCAUUGGCGAGUUUUUGUCCCCACAUCAGCCGCACCCAAGGCUCAUGUCCGCCGUCGUGUUUAAGGUUUGCGAGAGAGCUUGCAACAGCACUCAACUGGACUUGCUUCAGACUUGGGUUGUGUUUAGCAUACAAAACUUCAUUCAAAGCCUGCCCCUCGUGAUGUCCACUUGGUGCCUCUCUUGCUUUUUCAUAAGCACCUCGAUGAAUCCCUGGCUACGGGCUCUAUUUCCUCACGUACAAUCGAGAAUCGGAAAGUAUGAAUACGAAGAUAAGAAGAUACUUUGUCUCGCUGCCGCUGACUUUUAUUCCGCGCUGACCAACGAAGUCCAGAAGGAGACCUUUGUCAAGACGUUCGAGGACGCUGCGAAAAAUAUCGGGUCUCCGUUCGGAGACAUUUUGGCGUUUUUUUAAAAUAAUUGUUUCGAUGUCGACGAUGAUGAUGAUGAUAAUUUAAUUUAUUUACUUUUUUUGCAUGAUAUUGCAAAGCAAAAUGAUUUUUCUCGUCUGUACAUUUGUAAAAAAAAAAACGACAAAAAAAAAAUCUUAACGCAAGAAGUAUCACU